Molecule: messenger RNA, 1904 nt
Organism: Lutzomyia longipalpis
Lineage: Eukaryota; Metazoa; Arthropoda; Insecta; Diptera; Psychodidae
Product: probable cytochrome P450 6a23
Exons: 2
Coding region: 221-1708 (495 amino acids)
Molecular function (GO): iron ion binding; heme binding; monooxygenase activity
Source: RefSeq, a predicted model, not a curated record
UCUGGAAAACAUACCAAUCUUCCCACCAAUACAUUUAUUUCCCGAGAUAGCAGCGUGAUUGAUACUGUAGAUAGAGUUCAUUCCAUUUGGUGGAAUAUGUGCGCGAAUUUACUAAUUUUAUUUCCCAAGGAACACUCAUUGAGUCUGGAGUGAAUUGUGCUACAAAAAAAUACUCAAUUUUCCUGAAGUUUAAGAGUUUUUGUUGAGUGAGGUUUCAGUGAUGGAGUGGCUCGACACAAUAUUCACAAUUUUAGCUGUUAUAGCUGCAUUCUAUUUCUUCGUCAAACACAAGCAAUCGUACUGGGAGCGUGAAGGUGUUCCGUAUACGGAGCCAAGAUUCCUAUUGGGAAACGCAUUUUCCCUGAAAACUCCUUUGAAAGAUCGUUUUCACAAAUUGUACAAUGAUUUGAAGUCGAAAGGGAAAUUCGCUGGAUUGUACUCCUUUAUUGCACCUGCAGUAAUUAUCUUACAUCCUGAUCUUGUGAAGGCAGUCCUCGUGAAGGAUUUCCAUUAUUUUGAGGAUCGUGGAUUUUAUGUGAAUGAAAAAGCAGAUCCCCUAUCGGCUCAUCUCCUCUCACUUACGGGCAAUAAAUGGAAGAACUUGCGAGCAAAGCUUUCGCCAACAUUUACAAGUGGUCGUAUGAAGUUAAUGUUCCCCCUUAUAGCGGGAAUAUCAAAGGAAUUCCAGAGAACUUUUGAAGAGGAAGCAACUAAGAAUAGCAUCGUGGAAAUUAAGGAUCUAAUGGGGAGAUUCACAACGGAUGUUAUAGGAUGUUGUGCUUUUGGGCUGGACUGCAAUAGCCUCAAAGAUCCCAAUACGGCUUUUCGUGAGUAUGGAAAAUUGACAUUCAGCAGGACUCCCAUUCAAGGAUUGCGACAAAUAUUUUUGUUGACUUUCCCCAAAAUUGGGCAUUUCUUUAAUAUGGCCUUUAAUAAUCCCAAAGUCACGGAAUUCUACAUGCGAAUUGUUAAAGAAACAGUGACCUAUCGUGAAAAGAAUAAUGUGCAGCGGAAUGACUUUAUGAAUUUGUUAAUAAGUCUCAAGAACAGUAUGGAGGAAACUGAGAAAUUGACUAUCAAUGAACUCGCCGCACAAGCUUUUCUAUUCUUCGUGGCUGGCUUUGAAACCUCAUCCACAACCAUGAUGCACUGUAUCUAUGAAUUGGCUCUCAACCCGGAUAUUCAGGAGAAGACAAGAGAACAUAUCAAUCAAGUUCUGGAGAAGCAUAACAAUGAAUUGACUUACGAAGCUAUGAUGGAUAUGACGUACCUAGACCAAGUUGUCAAUGAAACUCUAAGGAAAUACCCCGUCUUGAUAUUUCUUCUGAGGAUUUGCACACAGGACUACACAUUCCCCGAUAGCAAGACUACCGUGAAAAAAGGAAUGCGCGUUUUUCUUCCUAUCUAUGGGUUCCAUCAUGAUCCCGAAUACUACCCGAAUCCCGAAAAAUUUGACCCAGAUCGGUUCACAAAGGAAAGCAUUGCAGCACGUCCACAGUAUACCUACUUCCCAUUCGGUGAUGGACCUAGAAAUUGCAUAGGGAUGCGAUUUGGUCUUAUGCAGGCACGUGUAGGACUCAUAGCUCUACUUCGUAGCCUCAAAUUCGCUCCGUGCGCUCAAACACAGAUUCCAUUGAAAGAUUAUCCCACUGCACUUCCCUUGUUGCUGCACCAGAAGGGUCUUCAACUGAAAGUUGAAAAACUUUAAUUAAACUCUCUUGGAUAAUGCUGCUCUUUCAAUGCAAAGCCUCUUGAACAAAUCAGGAAGAAAAUCAAUAAAUUUUCAUUACACAUCACUUAAAAGAGAUUAAAUACAGCGUAAUAGAAUACCCCAUAAUAAUGGAAAAGAUUCAGAGAUUGUGUUCUUUUCUUUUUUGUUGAAUAAAUGUUGACUAAUUAAAAAA